AUGCUGCGCUCGUUCGCGGUGUUCGUCGGUCUUUCGUGCCUCAUUCGAGUGUGUUACCAUCGACUCAUAGCACCGUCACCGCCCGACGCUCGUUUCGCCUUCCACAAAGUCGCACUCCGUUAUCGCUCCUCUCUUCUCCCUCUGAGAAUCCCGUCCGACGAUCCCCUGCUAACCAAACCCAUUCCCACUGCUUCACUUGCGCUAACUGCUACUGUGCUUCCCGCGGCGCCUCCUCCCAUUCAACCUGUCGGGCCAGGCCCGGUGCUGACUCUGCCGCGGAAGCCGCGUGGCACAGCCGCGUGCAGAAGGGGGCUGCUGAACGCGCUGCAGCAGUGGGCGGCAGAAGCGAAGCGGGGAGAGGCUCCUGCUGAUUCUGCUCCUUCUGCUGCUCUUGCUCCUGCUGCUGCUCCUGUCGCUUCUGCUGGUGCCCCAGCCGCGUUGCUGUGCUCCGCGGCCUGGCGGCGGGCGGCGCUGGCGCGAGCUGCAGCGAGUGGAUACGUGGGGAGGGCAGUGAGGCGGAACAUGACGUCACUGGCGCGGAUAGCAGCCGGCGUGGAUGCUGUGUGCCGCGGGGUGCAAGAGAUAGAGGCCAGCCUGGUCGGCGAGUGCGGCAACAAGGGUAACGCGGGUGGCCAGAGUGGGAAGGUGGUGGCAGCUGAAGCAGGAGGCGCAACAGGAUCAGGAGCAGGAGCAGGAGCAGGAGCAGGAGCAGGAGCAGGAGGAGGAGCAGGAGCAGGGGCGGCAGCAGCAGGAGCAGCAGGAGCAGCAGGAGCAAAGUGCAGCACGUGGCCUGAGGCGUGCUGGCCUGUGCCGCACAUGGCCUUCUCCGAUGUCAUGGUGCUCCCCACUUCCUUCCUUAUCGUCCCCCUUUCCUCACCCUACUGUCUUCCUCUCUCAAGCUUCCUCACCUUGCCCACUCAAACAAGCGGCUCUCAUUGCUCCCAUUCACCCCUUCUCCCUCCCCCGAGCCUUCCCCAUUUCCCCUCUCUCAAAGACCAUCCCCUCAGUCCACCAGAGCACGCAAGCACUAUUGACAAUUCUAAGAACCACCCCCCAGCCCCAUUUCCCACUACCUCCAUUCCAACCCCCCUCCAGGCCACCAGGGCACGCAAGUUCCUCGUUUUUGCCUACUCUGGAGAUCAGCUCUCCAACACGCGCUCUCACCUCGCAGAGGCUGCCCGCUUCGCCCAAGCCACCAACCGCACGCUCGUGCUGCCCAAGGUGCCUCCUCUCCCUUUGUGCCACUCCCUUUCGUCCCAAGGUGCCACUCCCUUUCGUCCCAAGGUGCCACUCCCUUUCGUCCCAAUGCACCACUCCCUUGCUUCCCAAGGCGCCACUCCCCUGGUGGCAAAAGUACCACUCUGCACAUUUCUCUCGACGCACUCCGUUAAAUCCCGCUUCUGCUGCUUAUGUUUCCUCCCUCGUCUCCGUGAGAACCCCCCUCCUUUUACUGCCCUUCAGAACCCCAAUUCUUGUCAUUCCAUUUCCCCCCCACCCCCUCUCCACCUCUCCCCCUCUCCUAUUUACCCCCGCUACCCCCACUUCCCCACACCGCAACCUCUCCAGGGCAGUCGCAGCCGCCUCUCACUCGAGCGCGACCUGCCGCUGUGCGCCUACUUCGACCUCUCUAACCUCCAUGUCCGCUGGAUCUCGCCCGACCUCUUCCUGCUCCUCGCUACAGCCGCUCUCACCCCCCCCUUUGCUGCUGCUGCACCUGGCGCCAGCCCCUCCGUGGCCUUCGUGCAUCUUCAUUUCUCCCACAUGUGGCACAUGCCCUUCACUCAAAGCAAGCAGCACACGGACGUGCUGGUGUGGGUGAAGAGCACGUUCGGCCAGGUGGACUUUAACCCUCCCACCAGCGCCAUCUCUUUCCAGAUGCUUCCGUACAGCCAGGCAUGGCACGCCAUGGCGCAUCGAGCCAUGGCCCGCCUUCCCCAACGCUACAUCGCGGUGCACUAUCGCUCCGAGUACAUCGCCUUCCACCUCGCGCACAAGCUAGUGCACAAAGGCUAUAAGGUGGAGGCGGGCGUGCUGGAGGAGCUGAUGGCGGGGUGCAUGGAGGCGGCGCGCGACCUCAUCAACGGCAUGAAGCGCCGCCACAACAUCUCCGCCGUCUUCAUCGCCGCCGACGUGCCGCUUGACGACCAGGCGGGCAGCCUGGUGCGGUCGGACUCGUGGAGUGAGACCACAUGGAAGUUUCAAGGGCAAGAGAGGGUGCUGCAGGCCCCACAGGAGAAGCUGCGGUGGCUGAGGGAGCAGGUGGCGGGGACUGUGAUGGUGGAUGAGCUCCUGCCCGCCAUCAACCGCUACGACCCCGGUCAGUGCACGUUGCUUGGGUGGGUGGCUUCUUUGGUGUGUAGCUGCUUUGAUGGCGACUUGGGUGGCUUCUUGGGUGCUUGGGAGGCUGCUUAA
Messenger RNA from Closterium sp. Naga37s-1, 2412 nucleotides. The record is from the annotation of a GenBank genome assembly. NCBI's taxonomy places the organism in Eukaryota, Viridiplantae, Streptophyta, Zygnematophyceae, Desmidiales, Closteriaceae.